Molecule: messenger RNA, 2030 nt
Organism: Hydra vulgaris (swiftwater hydra)
Lineage: Eukaryota; Metazoa; Cnidaria; Hydrozoa; Anthoathecata; Hydridae
Product: kelch-like protein 12
Molecular function (GO): protein binding
Source: RefSeq, a predicted model, not a curated record
UUAGUGUUAACUUUUAUAUUAGUGUUCUGUAAAAUGUAAUAGAUCCAUAUCUUGUUUAUCGUAUUUGUGGAAAGUUUACAGCACCCAGCCUGAACAAAAUGGAUUCUGAUGUAAAAGGCGAAUUUCAAGUUGAUUCUAACCAUUCUAAAAAGCUAGCUUUGUGUCUAUUUGAAUUCAGAAAAAAAAAAUUUAUGUGUGACGUUGUUUUAUUUUCUCCUCCUAAAGAGUACUUUGCACAUCGAAAUGUCUUGUGUUCUGCAAGUCCUUUUUUUUUGGAGAUUUUUACAUCAAAUCCGAAUUCUCAACCAACUCUAGGUUCUCGAGUUGACAUAUCAAAUAUCAGUUCUGAGGUAAUAGAAGAUAUUUUAAACUUUAUUUAUUUGGGAGAAAUUUGUGUUAGUGAACAGAAUGUAAUUCAACUUAUUGCUGCUUCUGACAUCUUGAGAAUGUCUAAUCUCAAGGAAAUAGUGUGUAGAUUUUAUGAAAGAAGGUUGUGUCCGUCGAAUUGUUUAUCAAUUGCAUCUUUAGCUGAGAAAUUUAACUGUGAAUCUCUGAGGGAAGCAGCUGAUAAGUUUAUAUUUUUUCAUUUUAUGGAUGUUUGCAAAUAUCAAGAGUUCAAGACACUUACCUUUAAACAAGUUCUUAGAAUUCUUUCUUCUGAUGAGAUAGCUGUAAAAUGUGAAGAAGAUGUUUAUUUUUCAGCAAUGGAAUGGUUUUUCUAUGAUGUUAAAGAAAGAGCGCAAUAUCUUUCUGAACUUUUACAAUCUGUUCGCUUAUUGCAAACAUCUAAAUAUUUUGUGUCAGAUGUUAUUGAAAAUAAUGAGUAUAUUGUUUGUGAUAAUGCUUGUUUAGAUUUUUUAAAUCAAAUUAAAUAUAUAUUAAACUUUCCAGAAAGAAAAAACAUAUUUUGUAAUGCAGUAAAACAUGAACCGAGAAAAGCUUCGGAUUUAACUUCAAUUAUAGUUGCAUUUAGUGGAAAUCAAGAUAGAAUUAGUACUAAUGAGGUUCUUUGUUAUGUUCCUGAAAAAGAUUUUUGGUACCCACUUGUUCCACUUUUAUUUAAUCGAUAUCAAAGUUCAUCUGUUGUUUUAAACAAUGAAGUUUAUUGCAUAGGAGGGCAAAAUGAUAAUGGUGCUAUUAACAGUGUAGAAAGAUUUUCUUUUUCUACUGAUAAGUGGUUUGAGUGUUCUAAAACUCAUCAACCAAUAUUUAAUCAUGCUGCUUGUGUUUUUAAUGGGGAAAUUCAUUUAAUAGGUGGAGAAAUUGAUGGAGCAUCAGUUUCUCAAGUUUUACGUUACUCUAAUAAUCUUGGAAAGUGGAUAAAACUUGCUGAUUUAAAGGUUCCUCGAAAAGCGUUAGCUGUAGCAACUCAUAAAAAAAUAUAUGCCAUUGGUGGCUAUGGUCCAAGUAAUGAAGCUUUAGCAAGCGUAGAAUGUUAUGAUCCAUAUAUGAAUGAAUGGUCUAAAAUUUUUUCCUUAAGUUCACCUAGAGCAGGUGCAAGUGCUGCAUGUGUUGGAAACAAAAUAUUUGUUUUUGGUGGAGAAUAUGCAAUGUGGUCUUAUUAUCGUUCUGCAGAAGUAUUUGACAUUAAUACAGAUGAAUGGAGGAACAUCGCUGAUUUAUAUUUACCUCGGGCCUACAUGGGUAUUGCAACAUAUAAUGAAAGCAUACUACUUGUAGGAGGAAUGGUGUCAGUUGAAGGAGCAGAUCAGUAUGGAUCAGGAAGAGAUGAUGAUGAUGAUUUUGUUGAUGUUACUGAAUCUAAACUUGUUGAAUGCUAUAAUGUUGCAAACAAUUCAUAUAAAAGAGUUUGUUCUCUUCCAAUAGCAACAGCUGCUAUAAAUUGCUCUGUCAUUAGUGUUUCUAAAACAAUUCUUCAAGAGCGUUGUGGUUUCUAGCUGUAUCGUAAAAUAAAUUUCAAUUCUUAAGAAUAAUAUAAAAAGUAUUUUAUACAUAUUGAGAUUGAGUUUUUCUAUUGACAUUUUCUAAAAUUUUUUUAUUAUUUGUCAUAAAUUUGUAGAUUGUUUUUU